Penicillium subrubescens is the source of this 207-nucleotide messenger RNA. RefSeq lists its product as uncharacterized. Lineage: Eukaryota; Fungi; Ascomycota; Eurotiomycetes; Eurotiales; Aspergillaceae. The record is from RefSeq and is a predicted model, not a curated record. The coding region runs from base 1 to 207 and encodes 68 amino acids. The transcript has a single exon.
AUGGCCGGUCUCGAGGGCUCUCUGAUCCAGCUAAUCCUGCGCAUGUUUGAUUCGGUUACCUACCAAGCCGCGAGGAGCGCGAAUGGUUCAGUGUACCUUAUCCACGUCGCCACUCUCGCACGCGGCCAGCACAAGGUCGCAUGCAUGUCGCCUCUUUAUGAAGACGGAUCCCACGUCAUACGCAUUGGUCUGCCCGUCCAAGUUUAA